Medicago truncatula (barrel medic) is the source of this 683-nucleotide messenger RNA. Its product is annotated as photosystem I reaction center subunit VI, chloroplastic. Lineage: Eukaryota; Viridiplantae; Streptophyta; Magnoliopsida; Fabales; Fabaceae. Gene Ontology annotation, biological process: photosynthesis. The coding region runs from base 47 to 490 and encodes 147 amino acids. Gene Ontology annotation, cellular component: chloroplast thylakoid membrane; photosystem I reaction center; photosystem I. The transcript is spliced from 3 exons. The record is from RefSeq and is a predicted model, not a curated record.
AGCAUGUCAUAUUUUGAUCACACACAAGAGGAAGAUAAUAAACCAUAUGGCUUCCCUUGCUACUAGCUUAGCUUGUGUACAACCAGCUGGUCUCAAUGUCAAGGGUCUUGCUGGCAGUUCCAUUACUGGAACUAAGCUAACUUUCAAGCCCUCUCGCCAGAUUUUCAAAUCCAACAAUUUAAGGAGUGGCUCUGUAGUAGCAAAGUAUGGUGACAAGAGUGUGUACUUUGAUUUGGAGGAUAUUGGCAACACUACAGGUCAGUGGGAUUUGUACGGCUCAGAUGCACCCUCACCCUACAACCCUCUUCAGAGCAAGUUCUUUGAGACAUUUGCAGCUCCAUUCACAAAGAGAGGAUUAUUGCUCAAGUUUUUGAUCCUAGGAGGUGGUUCAACUCUUGCAUACUUCAGUGCCACAGCUUCAGGUGACAUUCUACCAAUCAAGAAAGGUCCACAGCUUCCACCAAAGCUCGGUCCUCGUGGCAAGAUCUAAUUUAGUUUCCCAAUUCAAUGUGUUUACUUUUCUUAUUUUGAACUAAACAUGUAUAUCUAUCUCUUAUUGCAUGAUGUGUAAGUAUGCUUACAUCUUACUUCAAUUCAAUGAUGCCUAUUACUAGUCUUAAUACAGUGUCAUUGUCUCUAUUUUCAAUGGAAGCAAAGAUAUAUAGUCUGCAGCAAUUUCAUUA